AUGACAUCCCCAAGAGAGGUGUCUGUGUCCUCAGUACUGUGUCUGUCGUCAGUGAGAGAAUUACCAGUUCAGGUGAGGGAGCUGUAUGGUCAGGGCUUCGUCCUGGUGGCUGUCCAUCCCUUUGUCCACCCUUGUGGCCCCAGGCCUGCACGCAUCCAACGCCAGCUACACAGAGCUGUCCUCAUCAGAGAGACACACAGUUCAGAGAACGAGCUGAAGUGGGCGGGGCUUCGCCUGGAGACAGACGUGUGUGUGGCGGGUCAACAGGCCCCUGACCCAGAAGUCAUCCAGAACUACGUGAAGAAGAUCCAGGACAUGGCGGAGCAGGGUAUGCUGUUUGUGGGCUUCCUGCAGCAGCCUGGCGGGGGACCCUGUUUCCUGGGGCACUUGGACCCUGAGGACCUGUCCUCCCUGCACUCCAGCCCCUCCCCCAUACACAGACACCCCACCAGUCCCUCAGAACCCAUGAUACUGGAUCCCAGCUCUACAGACUCUGCAGAACCCCACCAGAACCUCCUAGAACCAGAACACAACCGAAACACAGAAGUGAAAACACCAGAACACAAGUCGGUUGAACUCAGAACAAUUGAGCAGAACCCUACAGAUACCAGUCUGGUGGAGCUGGACUUGAGCUCCACAGGACCGCUAGAUCUCACACAGGACUCUACUCCAAUAGAACCAUCAAACAGAGAACACGACCACAGUCCAGGCAAAAUAGCCUCAAUAGAAGACCAACCAAACCGCUGUCCAGAUGAACCAACAGACUCACCAGAGAGACCCAGCCAAAGAGAUCCAGCUAGUGACCAACAGAACCACAACCACGCCCCAACAGAACUCCCUGGUGACCAGGAUCAACUACAGUCUGACAACACAAUAGAGACCACAUGUAUAGAGAGACAACAGAAUGAAAGCCAAGCAGACUUCCUCAGGAUUCUACUACCCAACUUCAGCCCAACAGAGUUAACACAUGGACUUGGUGGUCCAGACGCAGACAGACAGUGCCAGGGAGACAGACAGAGUCUAAGCCCUCAGACACAGAACCACAACCAGAGACCGGAAAUAGACCACGGUACAGACAACCUGGUCCGGUCACCAGAACUAGACAACGGUGACCACAGGUCAGAGUCCGGGGCUGAGAGGGGGUAUAACCGUAGAAACGAGGGCACGGGCGGUGACCCGGGUGAGCAUCUGAGGAGCAGCAGAGUUCCGACCCACAACAACAACAAUCACAUCCGGGUCAAGAGUCCAGACAGAGAAAAGAGGGCUGUAGGGUCUCCACCAGCACAGAGCAGGGUGCAGCUGUUUGCCCUAUACAACCACACGGGGGAGCUGUCCAGCUCUCUGAGGUUCUACUCCCUCAGGGUUCCGCUGCAGCUGCAGAGAGAGGCAGGGCUAGUGACUGAGGUUGACGCCCACUGGCUGGAUCACAUGACCCAGCAUUUCACCAGCGGAGCUCACCUCAUUGACGGCUUCUUUCACCUUGGAGACGACAAUGACAGCGGGGUCUCCUCCGUGGACAGUGUGUUCAUCUUUCAGAGCUCCUCAGAAGAAACCCCACCCACUUCAUACGACGCCAUUGUGGUGGAGCAGUGGACCAUUGUCGAUGGUGUAGUGGUAAGGACAGACUACAUUCCUUUGCUCCAGUCUCUGGCUCCCUAUGGAUGGAGACUGACGUGUGUGCUGCCUACUCCCAUCGUUAAGACCAACAGUGAUGGCAGUUUGUCCACGAAGCAGAUCCUCUUCCUCCAGAGACCUGCCUUGCAACGCAACAGGAAAGACUUCAAGAAGUUGAACCUCAGGGGUCGAAACAAGCCGAAGAAAAACUCUGCUGGAGAAAUGCUAGAGAAGAAAGAGGAGAGAAAGGACACAUCCCCAGUGAUGGAGAGAGGGAUGGAUGGACAGAACAGGAACACGGAAGAGGAGGAGGAGAGAGAGGUGAGAAGGAAUUGUGAGAAGAAAAGAAAUGAGAAAGGGAGAACCGUAGACAGAGAUGGAAUCAAGAGAGAAGAGGAGAGAGAGUGUGAGACAGAAUUUCAAGAAGACUUCACCCAGGGUACAGAGGGCGGGGCCACAGACCUCAACCAGGAAGUAGAGCGGGGGAAUGGCAAAGCCCUAUUGGCCAGACAUGAGAAGGCCGUUAGGUUUGCAGAUCAGUUUGUCAAUCAGAAGAAUGAUGAAGAGAAGUCAGAGGAGAAGAUCACACAGCAGCUGAGUGAGAGAGCGCUGUUUUCUGGAGUAUGUUAAUUAGAUAUAAUUAAAUAUAAAGCGCCUGAGUAGGACUGCUGAUCUAGGAACAGUUUUGCCUUUUAAAUCAUAAUGAAUAAGCGGGGAACUGAUCCUAGAUCAGCACUCCUACUCUGAGAUGUGUUCUGAAUAACGUUACAGGCCCUGACCUGGGUUCAAAUAGUAUUUGUAAGAUUGCUUGAUUGAGCUUGCAUGGUGCCUUGCCUGGAUGGAACCCAGCCCACCUGACACUCUAGGCACGCUCAGCAAGUUGUAAUAUUUCAAACAGCCUACUAUUUUAACCCUGGAAUGGAAAUAAUAAAUAUACAGAAUGACAGAAUAGGAUGAAGCACUAAUAGCUCAUCGAUGGAAACCAAGUCACUUAACAGAAUGGUGGUUAAGUUAUAUUCCUGGUACUGUAUCAAACCUGGAGUCGUAUACAGUAUAUACUCUGUGUAUAUAUAUAUAUAAAAUAUAUUUGUGUGUAUACAUAUACAUACAGUUGAAGUCGUAAGUACACUUCGGUUGGAGUCGUUAAAACAAGUUUUUCAACCACUCCACAAAUUUCUUGUUAACAAAUUAUAGUUUUGGCAAGUUGGUUAGGACAUUUACUUUGUGCAUGACACAAGUCAUUUUUCCAACAAUUAUUUAAUAUAAUUCACUGUAUCACAAUUCCAGUGGGUCAGAAGUUUACAUACACUAAGUUGACUGUGCCUUUAAACAGUUUGGACAAUUCCAGAAAAUUAUGUCAUGGCUUUAGAAGCUUCUGAUAGGCUAAUUGACAUAAUUUUAGUCAAUCGGAGGUGUACCUGUGGAAGUAUUUCAAGGCCUACCUUCAAACUCAGUGCCUCUUUGCUUGACAUCAUGGGAAAAUCAAAAGAAAUCAGCCAAGACCUCCACAAGUCUGGUUCAUCCUUGGGAGAAAUUUCCAAACGCCUGAAGGUACCACGUUCAUCUGUACAAACAAUAGUACGCAAGUAUAAACAACAUGGAACCACACACCCAUCAUACCACUCAGGAAGGAGACGCCUUCUGUCUCCUAGAGAGGAACGUACUUUGGUGCGAAAAGUGCAAAUCAAUCGCAGAACAACAGCAACGGACCGUGUGAAGAUGCUGGAGGAAACGGGUACAAAAGUAUCUAUAUCCACAGUAAAACAAGUCCUAUAUCGACAUAACCUGAAAGGCCGCUCAGCAAGGAAGAAGCCACUGCUCCAAAACCGCCAUAAAAAAGCCAGACUAUGGUUUGCAACUGCACAUGGGGGCAAAUAUAGUACUUUUGGAGAAAUGUCCUCUGGUCUGAUGAAACUAAAAUAUAACUGUUUGGCCAUAAUGACCAUCGUUAUGUUUGGAGGAUAAAGGGGGGUGCUUGCACGCCAAAGAACAUCAUCCCAACCGUGAAGCACAGGGUGGCAGCAUCAUGUUGUGGGGGUGCUUUGCUGCAGGAGGGACUGGUGCACUUCAGAAAAUAGAUGGCAUCAUGAGAAGGAAUAUUAUGUGGAUAUAUUGAAGCAACAUCUCAAGACAUCAGUCAGGAAGUUAAAGCUUGGUCGCAAAUGGGUCUUCCAAAUGGACAAUGACCCCAAGCAUAUACUUCCAAAGUUGUGGCAGAACAACUUAAGGACAACAUAGUUAAGGUAUUGGAGUGGCCAUCACAAAGCCCUGACCUCCAUCCUAUAGAAAAUUUGUGUGCAGAACUGAAAAUGCAUGUGCGAGCAAAGAGGCCUACAAAACUGAUUGUUACACCAGCUCUGUCAGGAGGAAUGGGCCAAAAUUCACCCAACUUAUUGUGGGAAGCUUGUGGUAGGCUACCCGAAAUGUUUGACCCAAGUUAAACAAUUUAUAGGCAAUGCUACCAAAUACUAAUUGAGUGUAUGUUAACUUCUGACCCACUGGGAAUGUGAUGAAAGAAAUAAAAGCUGAAAUAAAUCAUUCUCUCUACUAUUAUUCUGACAUUUCACAUUCUUAAAAUAAAGUGGUGAUCCUAACUGACCUAAGACAGGGAAUUUUUACUAGGAUUAAAUGUCAGGAAUUGUGAAAAACUGAGUUGAAAUGUAUUUGGCAAAGGUGUAUGUAAACUUCCGACUUCAACUGUAUAUAUAUGUGCACAUAUGUAUAGAUAUAUACUACCGGUCAAAAGUUUUAGAAUGCCUACUCAUUCAAGGGUUUUUCUUUAUUUUUACUAUUUUCUACAUUGUACAGUCAUGGCCAAAAGUUUUGAGAAUGACACAAAUAUUAAUUUUCACAAAGUCUGCUGCAUCAGUUUGCAUGAUGGCAAUUUGCAUAUACUCCAGAAUGUUAUGAAGAGUGAUCAGAUAAAUUGCAUGUGCGUGUCAGUGAUUCUCUCGUUAACACAUGUGUGAGUGUUGACGGGGACAAGUCUGGAGAUCACUCUGUCAUGCUGAUUGAGUACGAAUAACAGACUGGAAUCUUCAGAAGGAGGGUGGUGCUUGGAAUCAUUGUUCUUCCUCUGUCAAUCAUGGUUACCUGCAAGGAAACACGUGCCGUCAUCAUUGCUUUGCACAAAAAGGGCUUCACAGGCAAGGAUAUUGCUGCCAGUAAGAUUGCACCUAAAUCAACCAUUUAUUGUAUCGUCAAGAACGUCAAGGAGAGCGGUGCAAUUGUUGUGAAGAAGGCUUCAGGGCACCCAAGAAAGUCCAGCAAGCGCCAGGACCGUCUCCUGAAGUUGAUUCAGCUGUGGGAUCGGGGCACCACCAGUACAGAGCUUGCUCAGGAAUGGCAGCAGGCAGGUGUGAGUGCAUCUGCACCCACAGGGAGGCGAAGACUUUUGGAGGAUGGCCUGGUGUCAAGAAGGGCAGCAAAGAUGCCACUUCUCUCCAGGAAAAACAUCAGGGACAGACUGAUAUUCUGCAAAAAAGUACAGGAAUUGGACUGCUGAGGACUGGGGUAAAGUCAUUUUCUCUGAUGAAUCCCCUUUCCAAUUGUUUGGGGCAUCCAGAAAAAAACUUGUCGGAGAAGACAAGGUGAGCGCUACCAUCAGUCCUGUGUCAUGCCAACAGUAAAGCAUCCUGAGACUAUUCAUGUGUGGGGUUGCUUCUCAGCCAAGGGAGUGGGCUCACUCACAAUUUUGCCUAAGAACACAGCCAUGAAUAUGAAUGGUACCAACACAUUCUCCGAGAGCAACUUCUCCCAACCAUCCAGGAACAGUUUGGUGACGAACAAUGCCUUUUCCAGCAUGAUGGAGCACCUUGCCAUAAGGCAAAAGUGAUAACUAAGUGGCUCAGGGAACAAAGCAUCAAUAUUUUGGGUCCAUGGCCAGGAAACUCCCCAGACCUUAAUCCCAUUGAGAACGUGUGGUCAAUCCUCAAGAGGCGGGUGGACAAACAAAAACCCACAAAUUCUGACAAACUCCAAGCAUUGAUUAUGCAAGAAUAGGCUGCCAUCAGUCAGGAUGUGGCCCAGAAGUUAAUUGACAGCAUGCCAGGUCAGAUUACAGAGGUCUUGAAAAAGAAGGGUCAACACUGCAAAUAUUGACUCUUUCAUAAACUUCAUGUAAUUGUCAAUAAAAGCCUUUGACACUUAUGAAAUGCCGACAAAAAUAUCUAAAGACACUGAAGCAGCAAACCUUGUGGAAGUUAAUAAGUGUCAUUCUCAAAACUUUUGGCCAUGACUGUAGAAUAAUAGUGAAACUUUGAAAUAACACAUGGAAUCAGGUAGUAACCAAAAAAGUGUUAAUAUAAAUAUAUUUUAUAUUUAAGAUUCAAAUAGCCACCCUUUGCACACUCUUGGCAUUCUCUCAACCAGCUUCACCUGGAAUGCUUUUCCAACAGUCUUGAAGGAGUUCCCACAUAUGCUAAGCACUUGUUGGCUGCUUUUCCUUCACUCUGCGAUCCAACUCAUCCCAAACCAUCUCAAUUUGGUUGAGGUUGGGGGAUUGUGGAGGCCAGGUCAUCUGAUGCAGCACUCCAUCACUCUCCUUGUUGGUAAAAUAGCCAUUACACAGCCUGAAGGUGUGUUGGGUCAUUGUCCUGUGGAAAAAAUGGAUUCGCCAUCCCAUCAGGUUUGCGCUUAGUGGAACUACCAGUCUCAACAUCAACAGUGAAGAGGUGACUCCAGGAUGCUGGCCUUCUAGACAGAGUUGCAAAGAUAACGCCAUAUCUCAGACUGGCCAAUAAAAAGAAAAGAUUAAGAUGGGCAAAAUAACACUGGACCAGAGGAACUCUGUCUAGAAGGCCAGCAUCCCGGAGUCGCCUCUUCACUGUUGACGUUGAGACUGGUGUUUUGUGGGCACUAUUUAAUGAAGCUGCUAGUUGAGGCCUCUGUUUCUCAAACUAGACACUCUAAUGUACUUAUCCUCUUGCUCAGUUGUGCACCAAGGCCUCCCACUCCUCUUUCUAUUAUUUUUAGAGACAGUUUCCGCUGUUCUGUGAAGGGAGUAUUGCACAGCGUUGUACAAGAUCUUCAGUUUCUUGGCAAUUUCUCGCAUGGAAUAGCCUUCAUUGCUCAGAACAAGAAUAGACUGACGAGUUUCAGAAGAAAGUUGUGUUUCUGGCCAUUUUGAGCCUGCAAUCAAACUCACAAAUGCUGACGCUCCAGAUACUCAACUAGUCUAAAGAAGGCCAGUUUUAUUUCUUCUUUAAUCAAAACAACAGUUUUCAGCUGUGCUAACAUAAUUGUAAAAGUGUUUUCUAAUGAUCAAUUAGCCUUUUAAAAUGAUCAAAUUGGAUUAGCUAACAACGUGCCAUUGGAACACAGGAGUGAUGGUUGCUAAUAAUGGAAAUCUGUACGCCUGUGUAGAUAUUCCAUUAAAAAAUCAGCCGUUUCCAGCUACAAUAGUCAUUUACAACAUUGACGAUGUCUACAUUGCAUUUCUGAUCAAUUUGAUGUUAUUUUAAUGGACCAAAAAUGUGCUUUUCUUUCAAAAACAAGGACAUUUCUAAGUGACCCCAAAUUUUUGAACGGUAGUGUAUAUAUAUAUGGAUUUGUGUAUAUUCAUAUGGACUGCUGCCAACGUGUAACGGCUUCAAUCAUCCUUCAAGGCACACAUUUCACCUUCUGGCCUCAGAUGUUGUCGUUUGGAGUAGGGUGAAGUGGCCCCUAGACGCUGAUCUUGGGUCAGUUUUUGCAUUUCCCCCACAAAUGGUCAAGGUUAGGAUUGAGGGAGGGUCCUAGAUCUCUACCUAAGGGAAACUUCACCCUGGAGUGUUGUCAUGUACUCACCUAGUAGGUAUUAUUUGCAAUUUUAAACUGGGUGGUUUGAACCCUGAAUUCUAAAUGGCUGAAAGGCAGGGUAUAUCAGACCGUAUACCAUGAGUAUGACAAAACAUUUAGUUUUACUGCUCUAAUUAUGUUUAUAAUAGCAUUAAGGUUCUUCCGGGGUUUGUGAUAUAUGGCCUAUAUACCACGGCUAAGGGCUGUGUCCAAGCACUCCGCAUUGCGUCAUGCUUAAGAACAGCCCUUAGCCGUGGUAUAUUGGCCAUACACCACACCACCUCGGGCCUUAUUGCCUAAAUAUGUGGAGAUGAUUUUGUACAGUUGUGCAUCUGCUUUGGGCCAAUGAGAACAUGCCGAUAAUGUAGGUCAGAGCCAUAAUUGCCAAGGCAACAUCAAUCAUACCACUGUUUAUAGAUCUAUUUGACAUGUAUCAUAGAAUACUGUACAUUUAAGGAGAUUUUCUCCACCUUCUAUUUAACCCAUUUAAAGUCAAGGACAAUGGCCCUGUGUGAAUACUGAAAAUGUAUCCUCCAUUUAUCAUGAUUGCACACUUAACCCUAAUUGCUCCUGUAUGUCGCUCUGGAUAAGAGCGUAUGCUAAAAGAUUCAAAUGUAAAUGUUACAGUUGGAUAGGUGUCACUGUAUAGCUUUCCCUAAUCAUGUUAUGUUAGGUCAGUGAUUAUACUUUACAGAAGGCAUUUAUGGAAUACUUGUACAGCACUAUAGUCCCCUUCCUGUUGUUUGAGUGAUGUGGUAAACAAGUCUGGCACCCUAUACCCUAUGUAGUGCACUAUAUAGGGAAUAGGGUGCCAUUUGAGACAUAUUCUUUAUUACAGACAAACAGAAGGAAUAAACAGUUCUCAAAACAA
Oncorhynchus nerka (sockeye salmon) is the source of this 8263-nucleotide messenger RNA. RefSeq names its product raftlin-like. The transcript has 9 exons. Bases 1 to 2244 code for a protein of 747 amino acids. The record is from RefSeq and is a predicted model, not a curated record. Lineage: Eukaryota; Metazoa; Chordata; Actinopteri; Salmoniformes; Salmonidae.